CCAGGUUUCAAAAUGGCGUCAGGUUUAAAAUCGUCUGGCGGUUCCGGGCCAGAUUCUUCGCAGAAAAACGACAAAACAAGCUUUGAGGACUGCGUCUGUCCGAUAUGCUUGGAUAUUUUGAUCAGACCUAUCACUAUGCCUUGCGGUCACGAAUUAUGCAUGGUCUGUUUUCAGGAAAACGUCCAAGAAACCAGCCUGACUUGUCCGAUGUGCCGUCUACGAAUUUCCAGCUGGGCCCGCAAAGCGGCACGGCAUAAUCGGCUUGUCAACGAGAAACGAUGGAGACAAAUACAGAGACUGUUCCCCAAGCAAGUUGAAAAACGCCUGGAAGGGGAGGAUAAUGAAGAUGAUUACCUGGCCAACACCGCCGUCCCCCUACACCUAGCCCAGCCGGGGGAGAUCAGGAAGGAGUAUGAGGAGGAGAUGAAAAAGCUUGAAGCAGAGCGUGUCCGCGCAGCAGAGGAAGAAGAACAGGCCAGCCAGUCCAUUAUCCAGAAGAUAUUAGAGGAGGAGAAGAGACAGGCAGAGGAGAGGAAGAGGGAGAGAGAAAGGCUGGCAAGUCACGAUGAAGAGCUGGCCAAACAGCUCAGUGAAAAAAUUCAACAUGAACAGUUGGACACCCCACAAGUCAACAGCCUCCUUCGUCACAUCUCUGGCAGUCGUCAGUCAACACGCAGCCACUCUUCCAACUCAUCCAGGUCUGGGACACCCAAAAAUGCAUCCAAAAGCUCCAAAAAACACAACAAGAACUCUUCACACACCCUUGACAGGUUUUUAACGAAGGGAAGUAAUAAAAGCAGUGGAGAUGACAGCAAAAAUAAAGACAAAUCCUCGAAUGUGGACGCCUAUCCAUACGCAUGCAUCAAUCCUGAGGACAAGCCAGGGGAGAGAUUACUUACAGCAGGUGAUCUGCAUCUCAACCUGGACACCUGUUUCUCUCUCCCUCGGUCAGCAUCUGGCCUCAGUAACAGCAGCACUGACUCUAUAUUGACUUUGAGCACGGCCAGUGGGGUAGGGUCAGUGGCUGGACAGGGGACUCCCAGAGGGACAGCUGGACACGGGGCCCCACCACGGAGGAUUAAGACUGACCAGGAGGCCUCUAAGGGGAUGUCAGUUGGAAAGUCCCCAAGAGGAAUGGGCCUUGAGGAAGGUCUCCCCAAAAGUGGCCUCCUGGAGAAUUCUGUCCCCGAGGGUACUGGACUGGGGGACAGUAUCAGGAUUGUCAAAGUUGUUGUGAAGCCAGAAAUGAGAAAGAAGAUGGAUGCAGCACAGAAAGGCUUUAAGGGCUCCACAGGUUUAAAGAAACAUGGUGAAGCAGAUCCAGGUCAAGGCGGCAGUCACCCAGGACGUUCCAUGAGUGAAUCUGAUGAACUGCUGAGGGAGAUGGCCAGGGCUUCUUCAGGAGAAGAAGGAAGCAAAGGGGCCAAACGCAGUGCCAGUGCCCAGAGUGAAGACAGUAUAAGCCAUGAACUUACCCACUUCAAACCCAUCCAUGGGUAUCCACGCACCCCACCCAGGAGAUUACCUGGUGGAAAGGUGAUAGAACCAUCUGUGAUAGUUUGCUCCCCACGUAAUCUGAGUCGUGCUGGCAGUAUGGGUUCACCCACUGAGAAUGGAGAUCAGAGUAUUAUGGACCCCACUAGUCCCAUAGUGAAGAAAAGACUACAGAGACUGGCAGAGGAGAGACAAGCACAGGUGCAAGCUUUGUCCAAAGCCACUUCCACAGAGAUAUCAAGUUCUAGGAUAAAUAAGGAGCACAGUUACUCCAGCCCGACCAAGAUGAUAGACCACAGGCACAGGAAGUGGCGACACCAGAGAGAAACUUCCUCUGAAACUGUUAACAUGGCGAAGGCAGAGCCAGCUGUAGAGGGUAGUGCUGUGACUACAGUAGCCACUGUUGCUACUACAACCCUCAGGGCUCUGUGUUCUAAAAGAGAUGCUCCAUGUGCAGCAUCCAGUUCAUCUGCAGCUGCCACGACACUUGCUGCAAGUGGGGAUGGGAAGGGUGAGCUCCAGACAGCAGUCAGAGCCAUCAACUUUGACCUGUCUCAACAAGAGAGUUUGGUACAUGGUGACAACACACUUAUUGACUUAACAACCAGUAACUCUGGGUCUCGAACUCUUUUACCACUUGUGACAAAUUUCGAUGUCCUCCAUGACCAGGAUAAUUUCAUAGUACCACAUGGCCUGGGAGAAAGUGGGUCAAUUCUAGGCAUUGCUAAUGACUCAGUGGUGGAAGCUCAGGAGACUGUGUCCCAAAGGGACCCCUUGACAAAUGUUGACAGUAAAAGGGCAUUACAUAAGCAGUUAGGUGGUCAAAAUAAAGAUAAAAACAAUGAGCACAGUUUGUUGAAACAGGACUCGUCUUCUAUGGAUAAAAAUCACAAUUUCUCAGUACCUCAGAAAGGUUUACAGAUGGCCAGCAGUACCCUAAGGCCUGUCUGCCCUGGCAGCCCAGUAGCAGCUCAGUUAGCAGGAAAACACAGACUGGAGAAGUUCCGUGGCGAUGGUGCUAUUCAACAAAAGAAAUCCCCACAAGGUGGAAGCAGUAGUAGUUCCACCUUGGUCAAAUUAAGCCCAGGCAAAGUGUACCGGAUGAAUAGAAGUUUAGCGAAUAAAAAACUUGAGAAGGCAAGGGACUUGAAGUUAGGAGAAAUAAACGAUGAACCAGUAUCUCUCACCAGAAGACCCCUUCAUACCGAGAAAGAGGAUGCUUUAUCAAGUAAAAACCCCCAGACAGAAAUGAAAAUCAAAUCUCUUAGUGAUCAGAAAGCAUCUUUACUGGCAGCCAGCGGAACUGAAUCCAGCAACGGAACUAAGAUUCCCAAAGUGGUCACCACUCCGCUGACGCCAAGGAAGAUUGCCCAGAGACAGAGGGCACUGGCUAUGAAGCAGGAUGCUGAUCAUGUAACUGGGGUGGCAGUAGUGAGGAAGAGAGUCUUUGGUUCUAAUGAGGAGGAGGAGGAGGAGGAGGAGGAUGAACGUCACAGUUUGAGAUCUACAACAGAGAAGAAAGCUUCCCAUGAAAGAAGGCACCAAAUUAAAAUAUCUUCUGAACUGUCUGGUGGUGGUGAAGACAGUGGUGCCAAUGAUGGUGUUUUGUCACAUGUUAGCCUAGCUGAGACUAGUCUCUUAGACAGUGGACAAACAAAAUGUGAAUCUUCCUCACAUAAGGAAUUGAGAUCUACACACCAAAGUCACAGGGAUGUUACAUCAGAAUAUGUAUCACAGGUGACCAAGAAUGACAGCAAUAAAAGAAAGACUAGUGCCAAAGAGGGAUCUGCUGUCAGAAGUCCUAACAAACAAAAUGAAAGUACACCGCACAAGAAAAGUUGUAGAGAUAGAGACAAGGCAACUGCUGAAGAGGCAUCUCCAAAAAACAAAGCAUCUAGCUCCAGUAGCAGGAAAACCUCGAGUCGAAAGAGACCAGCUGCACGUGAAGUGACACCAAGCAAGAAAACUUCUGAAACAUCCCCUAAUAAAAUUGGUCAGUGUGAUAGAAAUUUAAGGUGCAAACCACAGAGUGACAGAAAAGUAUCCAUGAGAUUACAAACACAGGAGACAACACCAACAAAACCAGAUGCAUCUGAUGUCAGUAGGCCUGUAGCAGCUGAUGUACCUCCAUUUAGAAAUUUAAGGAAGCGAGGCAAAUUCCUGUCAGACAAUUUCAGUGAAUCAGAGGCAGAUCAUGUAGAGGAUGAAGAGGAUCAACAUAUAGCUGCUCCAAAUAUGCGGAGCCUGCGUUCCAGGAAUGUUGACUCCACUCCAAGUAAAACCGAUGCAGCUUCAACUCAUUCAGACACAGAAAAUGGCGAAGACCAUCCCCUCGUACCACCUAGCAUGAGGUCAGCUAGGUCCAGACAGCAGGAGGUAACUCCAGGGAGAUCCAAAAUAACAUCUAGGACAAAAACCAGUGCUGAGAUGUCACCAAGCAAACUGAAGAGAACCACACUGGGGUCAGAGUCAACAAGUACAGGAAAAGGAGACGCUGAUUUCCAGAGUAAAACGGACACCAAUAGCAGAAUCGAGAGAUCUGACGCCGAAAAAACUCCCAAGUCCAGGACUGUGUCUCAAAGAGGGAAAAGUGAUAGUAUAAAGCCAUUUAGCAGUCAGUCCAAAAUGAGGUCACGAGGUGGAGAGGUUACUCCUAGUAAACGGGAAGGCAGUCCACUUAAAGAUGAAGCAAAACUUUCUUUUGCGAAAAGACUUCGAAAAAGCAGCUCUGUGGAAGUUACAAACUCCAAGGAUGCUUUUUCUGGACGAACAUUAAAACACAACACAAAAACAGAUUCUGAGUCCGACUAUCAUUCCUCUACGGAUUCUGAGAUUUCAUUUCCAAAAUCUGCCAGUAAAAAAAAUUCAUCUCAUUCAAACAAAAGGAAAGAAACUAUGAAAAGAAAGGGUAAGCAGUCGGAUUCAACGCAGUCAAAGUUGAUGUUUAUUAGCGAGCAAGUUGAAACCAGCACGGACGAUGAUUUUGUGACACCAAACAAGAAAAGAAAAUUGGUGUUUGGUUUAACAAAGGGUACUGAGGUCGCCUCGAAAAGAUUAACCAGUCAAACAAAGAGAAAUAGACGGGUACAAAAGAACAGGGCUUUACGAAGCGUAGACAAAGAUAAUCCACAUGAAAGCAGUUCGUCUACACCAAUUCAGCCGUACACUCAGAAACUUCGCCACGGUUCCAAGGCAGUCAACUCGAAGAGUAAACUUACUUCACAUUCCGAAAGUCAGCAGUGGGGGAUGAAGGGCAAAGGUGAGGAGGGAAUGCUCAUUGAGGAAGACGAGUACGAGAGUGACGAGGUAGGGACUGCUACCACAGUCGAAGAUGACGACUUCACCUUCGCGCUGAAGCUCCAGAAGCAGUUUGAAUACGAGGCCAGGCUGAAUACGACUUUUCACCGAUCACAUGGAUCAGGGGAUGAGUAUAAGUUUAGAGAGCGACGGAAGGGCUCCACGCCCGUGUUUAGCCCCGUCUCCACUCACACGCGUUCCAAUGACCGCAAAAGUAGGGUUAGGAAGAAACCAGUGUAGUUACAGAAUGCACGAUUUUCUUUCCAUUAAACAGUGAAGGAGGAUAUAGAUACCUGACAGUGCAGGUGUGGUAAAAAUAGCAGAACUGACAUUACGUGUAGCGCUUUUAAAACGGACGAAACCAUGUGUACAUAUCUAUAGGGAAGCAGAAUGUUUUCUCUCCCCAGACAAUAUUAGCUAUUGUUUGAGAUAGAAUUUUGAUGGUAUAGGAGCACACGUUAUGAAAGUGUGAACUGUGGUCAGUUGUAAUUAUGAGAUUUUAAAAGUUUUAUGUGGUCGGCAGAUAUUAUUUUUUGUAUUAUUUUUUCCCUGAAUCUAUUUUUAUAUACAUUAACAAGCGUUCUGAAUGAAAGAAGUCUUUUUUUUCGAAAUAAUAUUCAGUUCAGGAAUUAUAGGGGUUGGCCUUUUGAAUGGUAGAAUGUAAAAAAAGUUGCACUGUUCGAUAGUUAACAGAUUUCAUUACGUGAUUUAAAGAUCUGAUGAACAGUAGCAGUUACAGGGACGGUCCUCAAGGCCCCAUGAGGCCAGUGCUGUGCAUUGGAAGUGACGGGUCUUUUCAAUGUGUUGAAAUUACUGCUCAUUUGUGAUUGUUUAUCUUGUUGAAACACAAUUGCAAGAUUGACUCCGAUAUUUCUGUGUGCAUAUGGACUAAUAACAAUCCUUGGACAAAAAAAACCUGUGCGUGCUCUCCCUCCCCUUUUUUGAAGGAUAUUUAAGACUGGUAUAUUUUCCUGUAUAGCUUUUGUUAAGGUAGUCCAAUACACAGACCUUUACCCAUGGUUAAUGACUUUAUUUCGUUGUAUAUUUUUGCACACCACUGUGAGCUUCCUUUGUACAUGCAAAUGUAUUUGAUAAUUGAUACAAUGACAAUAUGUUAAUUGAUGUUUGAAUUAUGGGAUAAAUCCAAUAUGAAAAGAAAAACGGUUGAGAACAAAUUUAUAUCUUGUUUGUUGUUCGGAUGAACGUUAACGACUACACAAUAUCCGAACAAUGAUCGCCCUCGGAGAAACGCGAAAAAGUUUCAUCAAGCCUCAUAAAAAUAGUUUAAAGGGACGACAAUUCUUCAUUUAGCGGGACAAGUGCCAUAAAACGAAUUUUCCCACACUUGCCAAUGGCUAAUGAAUCCAUCCUAACAUUCGAAGCUACGGCUUUUUAAAGAAUUUUUUUUGUAAUAAACUCUUAAGAGAUUAUUACGGAGGGUAGCCAUCACUGGCGGUUCGUUUUGUUGCGAUACCCAGAUUUACGGUUAACCGCCACUUUGGUAAAAUGCAAUUCAUUACAUUUUUGUUUGAUUUAUUGUGGAAUUUUGAAUCUAUGAAGAUUUGUCAGCCCUUAAAUGAUUUUCUCUCCUCCUGAGAAUAUGGCCGUAAGCUCAGUAAUAUUUUUCUGUAAUUGGUAUUGAUUGUUAUAUUUGUACCCAUUAUAAAUUGUAAUAACUAAGUGGUGUACAGCAAACGGGUAAUAUUUGAGGUUUCGUUUUAUUGCACAUUAAGGGAUCUGUAAAGAUCUAGUGACCGACUUUCAUGUUGGCCAAAGUCAAAUUUUAUUGUUACAAGCGGAUGACUUGCACAUCACUCUGUCAGAUGCACCAUGUUAUUUUUUGAAUGAAGUGUGUUUAUGUUAAAGGGUAGGAAAGGAAAGGUUAACACUUGAUCUCAUGUUGAUUGUUAAAUUUGUACGUCUGCAUUGAUUCUUGUUGCAUUGAUACAUUGCUAGUCAGUAGAGUUGUAAGUUAGUAGGAAGGUGCGAGGUUAUGCCAGCUUGUGAUGGAUUUUUUCAGUCGUUUUUCUGCUGUAUUUUGGAAUCACACAUUUAUAAUUCAGUAUGUUUAAUUUUAUAGUUGAGAAUAAUGUUAGAUGUCAGCGUAGAAUUUGCGAAAUGGAAUGCUCGUCGUUAUAUUGUAAUAAGGUGCUUUU
Messenger RNA from Lingula anatina, 6947 nucleotides. RefSeq lists its product as uncharacterized. Gene Ontology annotation, cellular component: nucleus; site of double-strand break. Lineage: Eukaryota; Metazoa; Brachiopoda; Lingulata; Lingulida; Lingulidae. Gene Ontology annotation, molecular function: metal ion binding; ubiquitin-protein transferase activity; nucleosome binding. Gene Ontology annotation, biological process: double-strand break repair. The record is from RefSeq and is a predicted model, not a curated record.